AUGAGCUCUGCCCAAGUCAAUGGAAUCUCUAAGAGACUCGUUGUUGAAUCUCCAAAUGUGAAAUUGGAGGAUGGUGUGCUGGAGUCCAAGUUCAACUAUCGUAAGAAUCACUUCGAGUACCGUGCUGAUGGACUUCAUGUGACACCAAAAGAACACGAGUACACUUUCAAGACAGUGCUGAAACCACGCAAGACUGGUCUAUUGCUUGUUGGACUUGGAGGAAACAAUGGAUCUACUGCCGUCGGAUCGAUCUAUGCUAAUCAAUACGCUAUGACAUGGAAAACCAAGGAGGGACAUAAUAAAGCUAACUACUUCGGAUCUGUGACUCAAACUGCUACCGUUCAUUUGGGAUACGACUCUGCAACACAGAACCAGAUUUUCGUUCCAUUCAAGGACAUCGUCCCAAUUCUCUCACCCAACGAUUUGGUCAUUAGUGGAUGGGAUAUCAGCAACUCAAACUUGUAUGAUGCUAUGGCUCGUGCCAAGGUUUUCGAACCCGAGCUUCAGGAGAAACUUCGUCCAUUCUUGGAACCAAUCGUACCACUUCCAUCAGUUUACUACCCGGAUUUCAUCGCUUCCAACCAAGGAGACAGGGCUAACAAUGUGAUUCCUGGAGACAACAAGUUGGAACACUUGGAGCAUAUUCGUGCCGAUAUUCGCAAGUUCAAGAGUGAGAAUGACCUUGAGUGUGUUAUUGUUCUCUGGACUGCCAAUACGGAGAGAUACACUGAUGUUCGCGAUGGUCUCAACUCAACUGCUGACGAAAUCAUGGAAUCGAUUCGUACUAAUCAAGACGAAGUUUCACCAUCGAACAUCUUUGCUGUCGCUUCAAUUCUCGAAGGAGCUCAUUACAUCAAUGGUUCACCACAGAACACCCUUGUACCAGGAAUCAUCGAACUUGCUGAUCGCCACAACGUCUUUGUUGGAGGAGACGAUUUCAAGUCGGGGCAAACCAAGUUCAAGUCUGCCUUCGUUGAUUUCCUCGUGAGCAGUGGAUUGAAACCGGAGUCUAUUGUUUCAUACAAUCAUCUUGGAAACAAUGACGGAAAGAAUUUGAGUGAAGCGAGACAGUUCCGCUCGAAAGAGAUCUCCAAAUCCUCGGUUGUCGAUGACAUGGUGAAAUCCAACAACAUUCUCUUUCCCGAUGCGAAGAACCCAGAUCAUUGUGUUGUAAUUAAGUACGUGCCGUUUGUCGCGGAUUCGAAGAGAGCUAUGGAUGAAUACAUUUGCAGCAUCUUCAUGGGAGGAAAACAAACGUUUGUCGUGCACAACACCUGCGAAGAUUCUCUUCUCGCCUCUCCUCUUAUCUAUGACUUGGCCAUUCUUACUGAACUAGCUAGCCGUGUCACCUACAAAGUUGGAGACGAAUUCCAACCAUUCCACUCUGUGUUAUCGAUUCUUUCUCUUCUUCUGAAAGCCCCGGUCGUCCCACCAGGCACUCCAAUCAGUAACGCCUUCAUGAGACAAUUCUCUACUCUCACCAAGUUGGUGACUGCUUUGGCUGGUUUCCCAUCCGACACCGACAUGCAAAUCGAAUUCUUCACCAAACUUCCAAAAUCACAGUAA
Molecule: messenger RNA, 1566 nt
Organism: Caenorhabditis remanei
Lineage: Eukaryota; Metazoa; Nematoda; Chromadorea; Rhabditida; Rhabditidae
Exons: 4
Coding region: 1-1566 (521 amino acids)
Biological process (GO): phospholipid biosynthetic process; inositol biosynthetic process
Cellular component (GO): cytoplasm
Molecular function (GO): inositol-3-phosphate synthase activity
Source: RefSeq, a predicted model, not a curated record